Molecule: messenger RNA, 1556 nt
Organism: Sander lucioperca (pikeperch)
Lineage: Eukaryota; Metazoa; Chordata; Actinopteri; Perciformes; Percidae
Product: serine/threonine-protein kinase PAK 6-like
Exons: 9
Coding region: 204-1556 (450 amino acids)
Biological process (GO): intracellular signal transduction; protein phosphorylation; regulation of MAPK cascade
Cellular component (GO): cytoplasm
Molecular function (GO): protein serine/threonine kinase activity; ATP binding
Source: RefSeq, a predicted model, not a curated record
GGGGAGGAGACAGCAGCAGAGGGAGAGUCGUGUGUCUUCGGAGGAGAAAGACUGACUUAGACUCACCUGGACUCACCUGGACUCACCUGGACUCUGCUGGCUGGUGGGGUGAUUCACAGACUGAGGAGCUGUCUGGUCAUGUAGUGUGUCGUCUGUUUGAUUGCACAGGUCUCACGCGGCCCAGUCGCUGCGUAACCGCGGCAAUGUUCCAGCGCAGGAAGAGGAAGAAGAAGAAGCAGCGAGCGCUGGAGAUCUCGGCGCCGCAGGACUUCCGACAUCACGUGCACACGUCGUUCGACGCGGCCAGCGGGCGCUACGUGGGCCUGCCGCCACAGUGGCAGAGCGUCAUCGACACGCUGAGGAGGCCACGCCCCCUGGUGGACGCCUCCAGGAUCACACAGCUGCAGAUAUCCAAGACGAUCGUCCGAGGCAGUUUCAUCGGUCACGGCGACUACAUUUCCCACGUCAUCUCCGAGCUGAGCGGCCUGUCCGUCAGCGGCUCCAACUCUCUGCGCCGAAGCAGCCCGUCGGCACGGAAACGGGCGCGCUCGCUGGGCCGGCUGGGAGAGCUGGCCGAGGACGAGUCCUACCAGUACGAGAAGACGGCGGCCGGCACCACCUACUGGCAGGACCGCAUUCGCCAGGAGAGCGCCGUGCUGCACAGAGCCAAGUCCUCCGCUGAGGUGACCGCGCCCCCGACAGACGAGGCCACGCCCCCGACAGACGAGGCCACGCCCCCAACAGACGCGAGGCUGCAGAGGACAGAGGGGACAGGUCCCAAACAUUCAACAGGAGGUAAGGGAUCUACGGGAGGGCCGUACGCCCGCAGCGAGGGGGCGGGGCUAAGACAGAGGCCCACUUCCUGUCAGUACGGCCUGCAGAUGGUGGAGACAAACAUCAGACCUCCGCUGAGACUGAAAUCAGACGUCCAUCACCUGCCCGACCUGCUGUCAUCCUCCACACAAACUCCCAGAAUGCAUCACUCCUCCUACAGCCCCAAGCUGCCCCCCCCCAACAGCACCAGCAGUCCAAUCAUCACAGCCCGCCCUCAGCGCUCGCUCCGCCCCUCCUCCAGCUUCGACAUCAGACCGUCUCCCAAACCGCCGCUGGCCGACCCGGCCCCCCCGCCCCCCCCCACGGCGCCCAUGCCCCCCCCCUCCGGUGCGGCGCUGACCCACGAGCAGUUCAAGGCGGCGCUGCGGACGGUGGUGGACCCGUGCGACCCGCGGCCGGCGCUGCAGGACUUUGUGCGGAUCGGCGAGGGCUCCACGGGCGUGGUGUGCCUCGCCACGGAGAGAGGUGGCGGGCGCCGCGUGGCUGUGAAGAUGAUGGACCUGAGGAAGCAGCAGCGCCGAGAACUACUCUUCAACGAGGUGGUGAUCCUGAGGGACUACCGCCACCAGAACGUGGUGGAGAUGUUCGGCAGCGCGGUGGUGGAGGAGGAACUCUGGGUAAUCAUGGAGUAUCUGCAGGGAGGCGCUCUCACGCACAUCCUCGGCCAAACCAGGUCAGACCCCCAUCUACUCAGCCUCAUCAACCUGUACUCGUGCUUUUAA